Molecule: messenger RNA, 5332 nt
Organism: Geodia barretti
Lineage: Eukaryota; Metazoa; Porifera; Demospongiae; Tetractinellida; Geodiidae
Source: the annotation of a GenBank genome assembly
CUGGGCGUGUGCUGCUUUUUGACAACCCCAAGGCAGUAUGGAGAUGAGGGACAACAACUGCAGCUCUGACUCCAUUUACCAGAAGAGCAAUUACGUUCGCGGGGUGUCCGGGGCGAGCUGCGCGGCGUCACUCGUGGGCUCCGUCCUCAUAAUCCUCUCCUACAUGUGCUUCAAGAGGCUGCGGACCAAGGUGCGGGAGAUACUUGUCCACCUCUCCGUGGCCGACUCUGGCGUCGCAGCCGCCAAUCUGGUGGGAAUCGUCGUCUACUUUGACAGAUUCUACGACGUCCAGUGCGACGACGAAGGAAAAGUGUACAACAUAGUUCCUCCUCAGCAUCGAAUCACAAUCCUGUGCAACGUCCAGGCAUUCUUCGCCCUAUACUUUACUCUCAGCUCGAUACUGUGGACAGUGUCGCUGGCAGUCUAUCUCUACUUUCUCCUGGUGCACCACGGGACCUCCAAAGCCAGGCUAUUCCUCAUGUUUGCCUACUUUUUCUGCUACGGCAUGCCUCUCUUGCUCACACUGUGGGCAAUGCUGACUUACAAACUGGGCUACUCUCCAUACAACUCUGCUGGCUGGUGCAGUGUAAUACUUGUUAACCCCGUAUACCCUCAUCAGAGGGAUAUAUUUAUGGGGAUCAUUGGUUAUGAUAUGUGGAUCUACCUGGCUCUGGUUCUGGUGUCUGUUCUCUACUUUGCCAUUAGAGCAUUCCUCCGAGAAGAGCUUGAAAGAACAAAGAACUAUGUACCAAAGAAGCAGUUCUGGAAGGCGGUCAAUGUCCUCGAGUACAAGUUUCUCUCCAUUCCUAUUGCCUUCUUCCUCCUGCGGAUGUGGACCUGCAUCAUAAACCUCUAUGUCUACAGUGACAACCCUGGACGUAUACCCCAGGCUCUCGUCUACUUGUCUCAGCAGCAGCAGCUCAGGAAAGCCAAAGAGCUGGAGGUAGCUGCCCAUACGAUGGCCUGGAGCGAGGAGAGAGUAGUGUGCGGCGAAGACCAGGAUAGCCAACCCCUGCGUUGGGAGGGCGGCGUCCCAUUCAGAGUUCUGGUGGGGAUCGCUUGCGUCCUAUCCAUGUUCGGGGCGACGCUCAUCAUCGCCAGCUACGUCUUCUUCAAGAGCCUGCGGAACCGUGCCCGACUCGUCCUGGUCCACAUCUCCCUCAUGGAUCUGGGCACGGCCCUCACUAAAUUCGUCGGUAAUGCCGUCUCCUUCGACCGCUACUACGUCUCCUACAACGGCUCCUGCACAGUGUACCACUCCCCACAACAUGACCACAUCCAGCCAUUGUGCGAGGGCCAGGCCUUCUUUCUCCACUUCUUCACGCUGGGCUCAGUUCUCUGGACGACUGUUCUCGCAGUCUACCUCUACUUUCUACUGAUGCACCACCAGACCUCCUAUGCCCAUCGCUCCCUCCAGGCCUCCUACUUUCUCUGCUACGGUCUGGCCCUGUGUGUGAGCCUGUGGCUGCUCCUCUCGGGGAAGCUGGGCUAUGGAGGCAACAGCUACUGCGGCCAGGUCGUCAGUGAUCCUAUGACUGGUCGUCUGAAUCAGUACGCAGCCGUGUUUGGCUAUGAUCUCUGGGCCUAUUUCUCCAUGACGUUUGUCCCUGUGCUCUACCUAGCUGUUCACCUCUACCUCAGAGAUGUGUUAAAGAAAAGCAAACACUAUCUCCGUGACGGAGAGGAGAGAUUUAGAGAGGCGCUGACGAUCCUUGAUUACUGGUUUUUCCUCAUCCCACUCAUGUUUACUCUCCUGCGAAUGUGGACCUGCAUGCAGAUUCUCUUUGAGGUCUACAUCCAGUUGAAAGGAGUGCCCCCUCAAAUUAAAAUCCUCGUCUUUUACCUCUCGACCAUUCUGCUCCAGAACAUGUUCCAGAAUCCCAAUAACCAGACCCAGAACCCAGGAGUCCAACCAUUGACCACAGAAGAAGAGCAGAGGCGAUUCGAUACAUUCUUUGAGGAUGUUUUUGUGGAGUGCAACGAAAAGUAUGGAGCUAUUGAGGAGAUGAAUGUGUGUGAUAAUCUGGGGGAUCAUCUGGUGGGGAACGUCUACAUCAAGUUCAAGGAUGAGGAGAGUGCGGAGAAGGCAGUGGUGUCUCUCAACAACAGGUGGUACAACGGACUGCCCAUCCACGCAGAGCUGUCUCCCGUCACUGACUUUAGGGAGGCCUGCUGUCGGCAGUAUGAGAUGGGGGAAUGCACAAGGGGAGGGUUCUGCAACUUCAUGCACCUGAAGCCUAUCUCCAGAGACCUCUAUCGCUACCUGUACCCUCGCAAGAACUACCACCGCAAGUUCUCCCGCAGUCGGUCUCGCAGUCCACACAGCUCCAUCUCAGUCAUGUCCCUGCAUCUACUGCUGCUGCACGAGCUCCACGAACGGUCGUCUGACGCCGUCUCGUCCGAGUCACCGACGUACAACUGGUCCACCAACGCCAGCACCGUCGACCCUCUGGAGGACAAGAAAGUCUGGCUGCGAGUGGUGGUGGCGAGCGUGUCCCUUCUCUCGAUGAUAGGUGCUCUCCUUAUAGUCCUCUCCUACGUGUGCAUCGCCAGCAUCAGGACAAGGUCGCGGGAGAUCCUCGUGCACCUCUCCCUGGCCGACUUUGGCGUGGCCUGCGCCAACUUUGUCGGGGUGGUCGUCGAUUUUGACAGGUACAUCAGGACGUGUCACGAGAGCAGCAACCACCACUGGUGCGACGACGUGCACCACCUCUGCACGGCGCAGGCCUUCUUCGGGGGGUUCUCAACCAUAGCCUCAAUCCUGUGGACCCUCUCUCUCUCGGUGUACAUAUACCUCCUGGUGGUGCACGAGCCGCAGAGACUCCACACCAAGGCCGUCUACUUCUUCUACCUGUUCUGCUGGGGGAUGCCCCUGCUCAUCUCCCUCUGGCUGGUACUCACAGGUCGACUGGGCCACUCUCCUCACGGAGGGUCCGGCUGGUGUUCUCUGAAGAUAGAGCAGGAGAGCCGUUCCACUGGUAUUCUGAUCACCGUUCUCGGCAACGACCUGUGGAUAUACCUCACUGUCGUUGUGGUCACCGUCCUGUACCUCACCACUCACUGCCACAUCAAACAUCAUGCCUAUCUACAGAGCACACUGCAGUCGCGGCCCCACAGCUCCUCAGUGGUCACGUCAGUGGACAUCAAGUUCCUCCUGAUCCCCCUGGCCUUCCUCCUCCUGAGACUGGGCAGUAUGGUGGUCGUCAUUGUCUACGUCUAUGCACAGGCUACCAUAUCUCUCCUAGCAACUUACAUCCUCCUCUGUAUAGCUGGCAUUGGAGAUUCUGGGCAGGGAUUUGUGAAUGCCGUCCUGUUCUGUGUGUUCACGGCCAAGGUGAGAGAGAAGUUCAAGAUCGGACUCGCCAGACUCCGCCACUGUCCCUGUUGCAAGAGACACCCCUACAAUUAUGACCUCCAGUACUCCACAAGCACCAACUAUUCGACCACCGAAUCACACACCAAUACGAAAAUGAAAAUGGCUCAGAGGUCCUACUCCCAUCUGGUGGGUGUACCGAAGGCCCUCCUCCCGGCCUCCACGGACCAGUACGGAGACACCAUCCUGGAUUGCUGGUGGACAGCUCUGAAAAGGUCCGAACCUCCUCCACUGGAUCGUCAGCAGUUCAGAGAGGUCUACCUGGUGACUAACGCUGCCAAAUUUAAGUAUUACGAGCGAUGGGCUUCAGCACACGAGUUCCCCUUCCAGAAUAUCAUCAACGAUGGCUCCACCACUCCUGAUAACAGUUUAGGAGCCAUUGCUGACCUUGACCUGGCCAUUCGGAGCAAGAAUAUUGAAGACGAUGUCAUGGUGGUGUCUGGUGACAUGCUCUUCAGCCAUAACUUUGAUGUGGGACAAGUCCUAGACUACUUCAAGCUCCGUAAGGGAGAUUUGGCUAUAUACUACGAGCUGGGAGAAGGGGAGGACCCGAGGAAGAGAGGAAUUGUGGAAGUGGACCACACCACUGGCAGAAUCACCAACUUCCUGGAGAAGCCAGAGAGCCACGAGACGGAGUCCCGUCUAGCCAGCCCCGUCUUCUACUGCCUCCGCCGCAGCUCUGUCCAGUUCCUCAUCGCCUACAGUGAGACUGUCCCGGACAGGAAACACAGUGCCCUCGGACACUUCAUGUCGUGGCUGGUACAGCAGACAACAGUGUACGGGAUGAAGCUCCCGUCAACGUUCCAGUUGAUAGGUCAGGUCGGGCUGGAGGAGUACCGUCGUGGGGUCCAGUGGUUUGAGGAAUCCCAGCUGACCUCCAGGACCAAGGCCGCACCCAUCACCUACCGCUGCUAUGCCAGGGUGGGGUUGAUAGGAAACCCGUCUGACGGGUUCUACGGCAAGACAAUCUCGUUUACCAUCAGCAACUUUUGGGCCGAGGUCACCAUCACAGAGUCCUCUCGACUGAAAUUGAACCUCCAUCCUCUGAAUGACCCGACUGAGUUUGGCAGCCUCUCUGAUCUCUACCUCGUCAGUCGCAAGGAGGGCUAUCUCGGUGGACUCAGGCUCCUCCAGGCUACCUGUAAAAAGUUUUACCAGUACUGCGCCCAGCACGGAAUAGCACUGGGACGGAGGAACUUUGCACUGCAGUACGAUACAAACAUCCCGAGACAAGUGGGUCUUGCAGGUAGCAGUGCCAUCAUCACAGCCACCAUGAAAUGCCUCCUCAAGUUUUUCAACCUCUCUGCAUCAGACAUGCCGAAGCCACUGCAGCCCAACUUUGUGCUGGACGUGGAGGCCAGUGAGCUGUUCAUUCAGGCAGGACUCCAGGACAGAGUCAUACAGGUGUAUGAGGGAGUGGUGUACAUGGACUUUAGCAAGUCUCUCAUGGAGUCUCAGAGACAUGGUAACUAUGAGUACCUGCCAGCGGACAAACUGCCUCCCCUGUGGCUGGCCUACCUCAGUGACCCCAGCGACUCCGGCAAGAUACACAGCAACAUCAAACAGAGAUGGCUACAGAAGGACAAAGAGGUCUUAGAAGCCAUGGACCACUUUGCUGAGUUGACUGACAAGGCAAAAGAUGCCAUUAUGAAACAAGACUAUAAACGGUUGUCAGCACUGAUGGAUGAUAACUUUGACACACGAAGGAAAAUCUACAGAGACCAAGCCCUCGGGGAAGCCAACUUGGAGAUGAUUGAAAUUGCUCGGAAGCAUGGCUCCUCAGCCAAGUUCUCAGGCAGCGGAGGGGCAGUAAUUGGAAUCUGUUUGGACCAGACGAAGAAGUUGCCUAUGAUGCAAGAGUUCAGAUCAAAGGGAUUUGUGUUCUGUGACCUUGGAGUCUACACGCCUCAGCUUCCCAGUGAUGUGGCUACCACAACCCCUCCCGCAGCAAACUUGUGA